AUGCCCACCAACGGCCUGCACCAGGAGCUGAAGGUCCAGUUUGGCCUUGUCAACGACACCGGCCGCUACCUGACGGCCGAGAACUUCGGCUUCAAGGUCAAUGCCUCGGCCCCCAGCCUCAAGAGGAAGCAGACGUGGGUGCUAGAGCCCGACCCGGGGCAGGGCUGCGCCGUGCUCUUCCGCAGCAGCCACCUGGGCCGCUACCUGUCCGCCGAGGAGGACGGGCGCGUGGCCUGUGAGGCCGAGCGGCCGGGCCGCGACUGCCGCUUCCUGGUGCUUCCGCAGCCCGAUGGGCGCUGGGCGCUGCGGUCGGAGCCGCACGGCCGCUUCUUUGGCGGCACCGAGGACCAGCUGUCCUGCUUCGCCACAGCCGUCUCCGCGGCCGAGCUCUGGACCGUGCACCUGGCCAUCCACCCGCAGGCGCACCUGCUGAGUGUCAGCCGCCGGCGCUACGUGCACCUGUGCGCGCAGGAGGACCAGAUGGCGGCCGACAGCGACCGGCCCUGGGGCGUGGACGCGCUCAUCACGCUCACCUUCCGGAGCCGGCAGUACUGCCUGCGGUCCUGCGACAGCCGCUACCUGCGCAGCGACGGCCGCCUGGUGUGGGAGCCCGAGCCGCAGGCCCGCUACACGCUUGAGUUCAAGGCCGGCAAGCUGGCCUUCAAGGACGCCGACGGCCACUACCUGGCGCCCGUGGGGCCGGCCGGCACACUCAGGGCAGGCCGCAACACGCGGCCGGGCAAGGACGAGCUCUUCGACCUGGAGGAGAGUCACCCGCAGGUGGUGCUGGUGGCCGCCAACCACCGCUACGUGUCUGUGCGGCAAGGGGUCAACGUCUCAGCCAACCAGGACGAGGAGCUGCAUCAUGAGACCUUCCUGAUGCAAAUUGACCAGGAGACGAAGAAGUGCACCUUCUAUUCCAGCACGGGGGGCUACUGGACCCUUGUCACCCACGGGGGCAUCCACGCCACAGCCACACAGGUUUCUGCAAACACCAUGUUUGAGGUGGAGUGGCGUGGCCGGCGGGUGGCCCUCAAGGCCAGUAAUGGCCGUUAUCUGUGCAUGAAGAAGAACGGACAGCUGGCAGCCAUCAGCGAUUUUGUGGGUGAGGACGAGGAGUUCAUUCUCAAGCUCAUCAACCGGCCCAUCCUCGUGCUGCGGGGCCUGGACGGCUUCGUCUGCCACCGCCGGGGCUCCAACCAGCUGGACACCAACCGCUCGGUCUACGACGUCUUCCACCUGAGCUUCCGCGACGGCGCCUACCAGAUCCGAGGCCGCGGCGGCGGGUUCUGGUACACCGGCAGCCACGGCAGCGUGUACAGCGACGGCGAGCGCCCCGAGGACUUCCUCUUCGAGUUCCGCGAGCGCGGCCGCCUGGCCAUCCGCGUCCGGGGCGGCAAGUACCUGCGCGGGGGCGCCUCGGGGCUGCUGCGCGCGGACGCGGACACGCCGGCCGGGGUCGCGCUCUGGGAGUACUGAGCGGGCGGCCCGACCCCCCCCAUUAAACCGUGUCUCGGACGCAGCGGCUGGCGGACUCCGUGGCGCCGCGAGGGGAGGGUCGUGCGCGGACGGCCCGCCCCGCCCCCGCCAGGCCCCGGGGCUCCGGCCGCGGCUGCUCCACCUCCCCACCCCGCAGCGCAGGAGACGCAGGGCGGGCGCGUGUGGCUCGGAGUGGGGUCCAGCGGGUGGGACACCCCCGCCCCCGUCCCGGCAGAGUGCGGGGUUAGGCCGGUCACAGGUUCUUUGGGGUGACGAUCCCCCCACGCGGAUCCGGGUCUCAGGAAAAACCCAGCGCACGUGAGGUGAGAACGACCCCGCCCCUCCCAAACAGGGUGCGAGUGGCCAGCCCUGGGGAAAGGGCC
Molecule: messenger RNA, 1862 nt
Organism: Enhydra lutris kenyoni (northern sea otter)
Lineage: Eukaryota; Metazoa; Chordata; Mammalia; Carnivora; Mustelidae
Product: fascin actin-bundling protein 2, retinal
Exons: 5
Coding region: 1-1479 (492 amino acids)
Biological process (GO): cell migration; establishment or maintenance of cell polarity; actin filament bundle assembly
Cellular component (GO): cytoplasm; actin cytoskeleton
Molecular function (GO): protein-macromolecule adaptor activity; actin filament binding
Source: RefSeq, a predicted model, not a curated record